UUCGUCAGUCUGCGAUCUACCGGCAAGGAAGCCACCUGCUCUGGACUCUCUUGGCCCUCCUAGUCCAGCGACACCGACGACGAGUUCACCCAGCCACCGAGAUGCGUGACAAGAGCCAGGAGCCCUGUUGCCUGCCCCUGAAGGAGGAGUUCCAACGCUCCAAGUUCUCGCUGCACCACGAUGAUCCUGCCGUCUUCUGUCGCUCGCAAUGGCAGAAGGGCGAUCGCAGCUUCAUCUGGCUGCUAUACCGAUGGAUUCUGGCUGCCUUCUUCGCCGCCGGUGUUAUCGGCAGCAUGGUUGAGUCCUUCAACGGUGGUCGCUGGUUCAUUUAUCUCACGGAUUGGGGAUUUUCCCUGUGCUUUUAUUGCUGCACCUAUGGCGCCGUAAUCGCCACCAUCUACUUCAUAAAGCCCUCUUACUUCGCUCCUGGCAGUUGGGCAUUGAAGAUCUACUGGAUAUCCCACUACACAACUGUAGUUCUAGCCAUGAUGAUCACCCUGGUCUUCUGGGCCGCCCUAUAUCCAUCCAUGCCUGGAAUGGGUGCUGAUCUGUAUAACUUAUGGGCCCAUGCGUUUAACUCCAUUUGCCUGGUCUUCGAUUGCUUCAUGGUGGCUUUUCCCACCAGAAUUAUGCACUUCGUGUAUCCCUUUACCGCUGGCAUUACCUAUGGAAUAUUCUCCCUGAUCUACUUUUGGGCUGGUGGUGCUGACCCAAUGGGAAAUCGCUACAUCUACUUCAUCUUGGACUGGGAGCAACCUGGUCUGGCCAUUGGAACUGUAUGUGGAUGUGUGCUUCUGGUCAGCGCCUUUUGUGUGUUGGUCUUUGGAUUCUACAGGUUACGUAUCUCUAUAUACGAGUCGUGCAGUAAGAAACCUGAGGAGAUUCCAGCUACUUCUGCUCCACCCAAAGAACCAGCACAAACUGUUUGAGCCUAGUUAUAACGCUUUUAGCUGUAUUCCCAAUAAGAAGGCUGUGGAUUCUGAAAAGCUAUUACGUUUAGGUCAUUGCUUGAAUGACCUGCAGAGGCUCUUCUAUAUAUUUUCCAUUAAUCUACCUCUAUGAAACCAAGCACUUCAAGACUCUUCUUAACAUUGAGCAAAAGAUCCUGUUGUAAACGGAAAAUUCACAGAGUGCUCUUCGCCACGAGUUUGUUGUUGAAUGAAUUAUUGUUUAAAACUUCACAUUGAAAUUGUUUUAAUGUUACAAAUAGAUAGCGAACAAACCAAAGUAAAAUAUCU
Molecule: messenger RNA, 1238 nt
Organism: Drosophila teissieri
Lineage: Eukaryota; Metazoa; Arthropoda; Insecta; Diptera; Drosophilidae
Product: protein rolling stone
Exons: 4
Coding region: 102-929 (275 amino acids)
Cellular component (GO): membrane
Source: RefSeq, a predicted model, not a curated record